Messenger RNA from Cuscuta epithymum, 2436 nucleotides. Lineage: Eukaryota; Viridiplantae; Streptophyta; Magnoliopsida; Solanales; Convolvulaceae. The record is from the annotation of a GenBank genome assembly.
CCACCUCAAUUGGCCCAAAAUACCUAAUCUAACCCAAAACUUAAAAAAAUUUCAAAAAAAAAAAAAAUUAAAAUCCGGCCCGGACCGGGCCCGAACCGGCCGGGCCGGUUCACCUAAAAGCAGGGCCCGAGCCCGGACCGCCCAUCACCCGGGCCGGGCCAAACCGAACCGAUGGACCCAGUGGGCCCCGGGCCGGGCCAAACAGUAAUCGGGCCGGGUCGGUUCCGAGUCGGGAGAGAGCUAACCCGCUACUUAGUGUAAAACCGGAAUUAACCGGUGGCCCGCUGGAAACCGGACCGGACCCGAGACGGAUGAAACCCGGGAAUCCAAGGAAAACCGGUUUAUAAGCUUGUUCGCUAUUAAAAACUGCUCCAUUACGGAGGAGAGUUCGAACCCUCGACGUUCGGUUGAGAAUUUAAACCAAACACCGACUCAUCUACGUUGUCAACAUGCCCUAUUUCUUCUUUAAGGACUUUUAUAUCUUACUUUAUUAACAUUUUAGCCUCCAAUAAUAUACUCCCUCCGUCCCAAAAACAACUUCCCACUUUCUUUAAAUGGAUGUCCCAAAAUUAACUUCCCACUUCAAUACUUUCCUUAUUUGGCAAAUUAUCUACAUAAAAAAAGUGAUAAACAGUGUCAAACAGUGUUUAAACAAUGCCAAACAGUGUUUAAACAGUGCCAAACAGUGUUUAAACAGUGCCAAACAGUGCACUCUAUAGUAAAGUCAAAUUUAUUUCCUAAAUAUGUGUGUAGGUCAAACCGGGAGGUUGUUUUCGGGACGGAGGGAGUAUCUUUUAAACUGCCGUAUUAAUUAAAUGCUAAUCAAUGUAAUUCUUAUCCAAACAACUUCAAUCCAAUAUAAAAUUAUACGUAGUAUAUAUUUUUAUAUUUUAUUUGUCAAUAAUCGUUGACCGGGUUGAUAACCGUUGACCGAGCUGACCCUCCCGGGACCGGGUCGUCUCCCGGUCCGGUUUUUACAACAUAGGAUUUAUUUCAACUAAUUGCGAACGUAAGAGGAAUGAUUCAUACGGUCGAUGGUUUUGCGGGUGGGUUUACCUGCCGGUCUGCUUUGCCAGUACUGAACCUCUGAUUUCUCUAACUGUAAUCAGCAAUAUGAAUCCUAACCAGACCAAUGAAAAACCUCUGAUUCUCUAACUGUAACAAAAAUCAAAGCCAAACAUAGUUGUGCCGCAGUGGUAAUGAGAAUGUGAGAUAGAGGCACAUCUUGAUGAUAUCUGCAUAAGUAGAUAAACUGUUCUUAAGACUUACUGGCCCAGAACUGUGCGGUGAACCAGUAGUCCAGUACCACGUAUGAAGCAUUGUUUGUAAUUGUGCAAUGCAAUUGCGCCUCAUGACGCGCCUCAGCUAAUUCCUGGACUAUGGCGUAAAAGGCAUUGCAUAUGGCGCUGGGAAUGUGAUGUACGCAAUAUUGCACUGAGGCGUACGCAAUAGGAGGUCUGGGUGUAAGGGUAUUAUUUGGGCCCACUCGGCCCACUUUUAAAUUUUUAUAAGGGAUAAAGACCUAAAUAAGACUAAAAGAUAGAGCAGGAAUCUAAAUAGGAGCCGAAGUUUUUUAAACCGUACAUAGGACUACUUUAUACCCGAAGGACAAAAAUAACCCCAUGCCUUAAUCUUCAUCAAUUUCGUGGCCACUGAUUGUUUUAAUGAAAUACUACCGGCCGACCUCCGUAUAUAUAGCCUUGGACUUCGCCGCAACUGCAUAUCAUCGCCGUUGUAGCACCGAGUCGCCGAGUCGCGCCGCCUUCACCGAGUUGCCGAGCCGCCGUUGCCGCAUCGCGCCGCCUUCGCCAUCGCCGCACUUUACUGCACAUCUUCCCUUUCCCAGUCUUAAGCACUCCCUAGAGAAAAACUGUACAACGUAUUUGGCAGAUGAAGAUCUAGGCUAUUUAUAUCUAUCCAUAAAGAAGCACGUCCUGGAUGCCGGAUGGCCUAUGGGUAGGAAGAGUGGCCAGAAUGGCAGAACUCGAUCUUGUGAGCGUGAGGAGAUUAGAGUUCAAAAGCAAAUUUGAGGUCUCAAUUUUCACCGAGUUCAGCUAGGGUUACUCAACGGACCAAACGUGUUGUGAUAUUUGUUUUUUGUGUGUGGACUGGAUUUAAUAAAGAUCCUCAUGGCUCAUCAAUUGCAGGAGAGAAUUUGCUUUCCUUACAAGUUUUUUGACAAAAUGUUCAAAUGUAAGUUACCAUGCUAACAUAGACAGUGACUCGCUUUACAAAAAAAGUAAGACAUUAAAAUAAUUUCUAUGUUUCUAAAAUAUGAAAACGUUAAAAAUGUCAAUAUUCUAAAACAUCAUAAUAUUGUGUGAUAUUUUACAUUGCAAUGUCAUGAUUAAUAUCAAUACUGAUGAAUGAUUGCAUUGUUGAAUGUGAAAAAUUAGGAUGGCAGGGUCAAAUAUUGGGAAUGCCACAAUGUCAAGG